Molecule: messenger RNA, 3082 nt
Organism: Punica granatum (pomegranate)
Lineage: Eukaryota; Viridiplantae; Streptophyta; Magnoliopsida; Myrtales; Lythraceae
Source: RefSeq, a predicted model, not a curated record
UGAUAGCUCAAUUAACUGCAUCCUUCUAUUUAUAUCCUCUGGCUGUCUCUCUCUCUUCUCUGCUUCUGGUCUGCUCCAAUAAUGAAGAAGAGAUAUCUCCUCCGGACCACUCACCCGCCACCCUCGCCCCUCCUCGCUGCCAUCCUCCUCCUCCAGCUCUGCCGGUGCUCCUCUGCCUAUAGCCCCGUCGACAAAAUCUUCAUCAACUGCGGAUCCACCACUGAUGACUCCGACAACCAAGGCCGCCUCUGGAUCGGCGACGAUGACCAGAAAUACGCUCCGCUCGACCACCAAACGUCACUUACCUCCAAGGCCAAGGACCAGCCCAGUGACGUCCCCCAAAUUCCCUACACCACCGCCCGCGUCUCCCGCUCCGAAUUCUCCUACUCCUUCCCCGUCACUGCAGGGCCGAAGUUCGUGCGCCUCUAUUUCUUCCCUUUCGACUACAACCAGAACUUCUCCCGCUCCGACGCCUUCUUUUCCGUGAGCUCCGGGCCUUACACCCUCCUUCGGAACUUUAGUGCCUCGCUUGUGGCCGAUUACCUUCGCAGACCUCAGUUCUCCAAGGAGUUCUGCGUGGUGGUCGAGGACAACCAGAGGCUGAACUUGACCUUCACUCCGGGGACUGACGGGCCAGCUGCAUAUGCUCUCAUCAAUGGGAUCGAGAUCGUCUCCAUGCCACCUGAACUUUACUACGGCAACGGCACCGUGGACGGUUCCCGUGAGGUUGGAUUUGUCGACAAUAAUGGGUUCUUGACGUUGAGCCACACAAAUGCUCUGGAGACGGUAUACCGGAUAAAUGUUGGCGGGAGUACGAUUGACCCCAAAGAUGACACCGGUAUGUUCCGGUCUUGGACGGGUCCGGACGAUGAUUACUUGACUGAGGACCUUAGCAGUGUCUUGCCAGUGAACUGGACCAUCCCCCUUGUCUUUGAUCACAUUCCCGAAUAUGCUGCCCCAGCGAAUGUUUACAGAACUGCAAGGUCUAUGGGAACCAACAGGAGCAUCACCACCACAUACAAUUUAACCUGGUCUUUCCAGGUCGAUUCGAACUUCCUUUACCUCGUCAGGUUACAUUUCUGUGAGCUUCAGAGAGAGAUAAGCAAAUUUGGCGAUCGUACCUUCGAGAUCUACAUAGCUUCCCAGGUAGCUGAUUCGAUGGCGGAUGUUAUCGAGUGGACUGGAGGAAGAGGAAUUCCUAUUUACAAAGAUUAUGCCGUGGGUAUAUAUGCUCAGACGAGUAAGAAGAGUAACCUCACCGUCUCACUCCACACAGGCCCAGAGAAGUAUUCCGUUUAUGCUGAUGCUCUUCUCAAUGGCAUAGAGGUUUUCAAGAUUAGCGAUUAUAAUGGCAAUCUGGCUGGGCCUAACCCGGACCCCAUACGGGUUCUGGAUCCACUUCAGCAACAACCGGAGCGGUCAUCCUCAUCCGGUGGCAUCAGUAAGAACGUGAUAGCUGCUAUUGCAGGUGGGAGUGUUUCUGGCGCUUUGGUGCUCGGUCUUCUGUGCUUCUUGACUUUCUGGAAGCGGAGGAGUAGCAAGGCUUCGACUUAUACUGACAAGACCUCGCUCUGGGGGCCGUUGUCGUACACUACAACCAAGUCGACCAAGACCCAGGACUCAUCACUGCCGGCCGAUUUGUGCCGCCAAUUCUCGCUGGCAGAGAUCAAGGCAGCCACAAGUGGCUUUGACGAGAUCUUCAUCAUCGGGGUGGGGGGCUUCGGGAACGUGUACAAGGGGUACGUGGAUGGGGGAUCCACAACGGUGGCAAUCAAGCGGCUGAAUCCUGGAUCUCAGCAGGGGGCUCGUGAGUUCACGACGGAGAUCGAGAUGCUGUCUCAGCUCCGCCACCUCCACCUGGUUUCCCUGAUCGGGUACUGCAAUGACGGAGGGGAGAUGAUCCUCGUGUAUGAUUACAUGUCCCAUGGGACACUUCGGGACCACCUCUACAACACGGAGAACGCGCCACUCUCGUGGAAGCAGCGGCUUGAUAUCUGCAUUGGGGCUGCCCGGGGCUUGCACUACCUCCACACCGGUACGAAGAACAUGAUCAUCCAUCGUGACAUGAAGACGACCAACAUCUUGUUGGAUGACAAGUGGGUGGCGAAGGUCUCCGACUUCGGGCUCUCGAAGAUUGGCCCCACCAACAUGCCCAACUCCAAGGACCAUGUGACCACUGUCGUCAAGGGAACAUUCGGCUACAUGGAUCCGGAGUACCUACGCCGACAGCAGCUGACAGAAAAGUCCGAUCUGUACUCAUUUGGUGUCGUGCUGUUUGAGGUGCUAUGCGCUCGGCCGCCAGUGAGUCGGACAAUGGAGAAGAAGCAGAUCAGCCUGGCUUCAUGGGCCCAGAGCUGUUACCGCAAUGGGACCCUCGGCAAGAUCAUGGACCCGAACCUGAGAGGCCGGAUCGCCCCUGAGUGCCUGAAGAAGUUCGCAGAGAUUGCAAUGAGCUGCCUGCAGGACGAGGGGGCCCUGCGCCCAUCAAUGAACGACGUGGUGUGGGGCCUCGAGUUCGCCCUGCAGCUGCAGGAAAAUGCAGAGGGGAUGACACCCAAGGCAGCCGUCACAAUGUGCGGUGCCAUCAACGAGGAUGAGGUCCCGCUUAACUGGACGCCGUCGGACAGUGGAGGCCAUUUCGGCCAGUUCAUUAGCAGCGGCAGCCAGAAGAGCAGCAUGAUGACGACCACUACUAGCAGUUCAAUGAGCAACGAUUCCCAGAACUUCACCGGAGCUGUGUUCUCUGAGAUUAUGAAUCCGCAAGGGCGUUAGAGGAUAAUAGUGAGCUUUCUUAACAAGGCGAUUCUGAUAUGAUGCUAAAGGUUCACUUCGAGCCUCUAUUAUUAGUUGGAGUUACUCCCAACUGUAAUACCCGAGUUUGCUCCGGUAAUUAUUUUCCCUAGGAUUUCGAAUCUUGGAUUAGUAUAAGUCUAUUGUGAAUGUGCGCAAGAUGCAUGAGAUCAUAUGCAUUGAAUUUCACGUUUUGUAUGUUCUUGUCUAUGUCAACUAGUCGUAGAGCCUGUGCGUUGCACGGGAUCAUACUUAUUCAAUUUUUAUGCUUUUUUUUAAUUUUAUUAUAUAU